Molecule: messenger RNA, 1580 nt
Organism: Agrilus planipennis (emerald ash borer)
Lineage: Eukaryota; Metazoa; Arthropoda; Insecta; Coleoptera; Buprestidae
Exons: 4
Coding region: 444-1439 (331 amino acids)
Molecular function (GO): oxidoreductase activity
Source: RefSeq, a predicted model, not a curated record
UCUUUGUUUUGCCAAUUUUUAAGUGAAAAUGGGUACAAUUACGGUUGAUGGCACACAAGGAACAUUGGCGACAUUAGAUGACUCGUCUUUUUCAUAGUCCAGUGAUCAGUAAUCAGCGAUAUACCUUUUUUAAAGACAAUAAUAUUGUGCUAUUUCAGCUUGAUCCUCGACAAAAUGUUAAAGUAGGACACGCGGUGAAACUUUCACGAUGGUGAUGAACAACGAAAUGUAUAUUAGGUGUUACAUCGUACAUUUCCAACCUGACUCUACCGCUGUUGAGUUUCGACAUUCAGAUAAUAAUUAGCAGUUGUGCAUGUACCUAAAUGAGAUACUUAUGUAAACUGAUAGUGGGUGCAUUGAUUAAAUGCAAAACGUAAUGCAUCAGUAGCGCGUUCGUUGCAUCGGUUGAUAGGUGCAGCUAUCCAAAUAUUUUAGACGAAAGCAUGAACGCGCAGGAUAAAAUUCAAUUGCUGCUCACAGAAGGUUCCAAAAUAUCUUGCGAUGAAACGAACAAUAAUUUCAAAAAUGCCACAUACAUACCGCCGUUCUACAACGAAGAAAAGUUUAAAAGGGGCCAGCAGUUCUACAACAAAUAUUUGUUUUCGUUAUUUUUCGCCAAACUAAUGGGGUUGAUAGCGACAUUAUGUGUGCCUACAAUUCUUAAAAUAUUAAUGUUCACCGACAUGUCCGAUACACCAUACAAGGCUUACAAAAGAUACGUAGCCACCAUACUCCAUAUGAACGUCUGGUACAGGAAAGAUUUUAGACCGGAUUCGGAAUUGUGGAAGUCAGUUCGACUGGUAAGGGGUAUGCAUAAUUCUACAAGUGGCAGGGUUUGCAAAGCGGGCUUAUCAAGAAUUUCACAAAAAGAUAUGGCUCUCACUCAGUUCGGCUUUAUGGGCUUCGCUUUGUGCAGAUCUGAAAUGAUAGGCAUACACAAAGCUACGGACGAAGAAUUGGAGGCUUUUGUGCAUGUAUGGCGAGUGGUCGGAUAUUUAAUGGGAAUGGAAGAUAGAUUUAAUCUUUGCACUGGAACACUUGAAGAAAUCCGCGAGAAAUGUAAUAUUUUAUUGGAGAAGGUGUUUCUUCCCGAAGUCUCCAAACAGGAUCCCAAUUUUUUGAAAAUGACCAGCGCCCUCUUGACGGGGCUGUGGGUGAUGAACCCGAUAUUACAAGUCGACGGGUUUAUGACGUACUUUUAUAUGUUGGUUUCGGAAAAUAACAACAACAACAAUCUCCUUGCCAAGCAGAUACAAACCUAUAAAGGAUUUAUACUUGUUUCAAUACAGUGGACCGUCUAUUAUCUCAGAUACGAGUGGUGCAGGAUCAUCUUGAACUUUUUGCAGGCGAUGUCCAUUUGGCUUAUGAUUUAUUGUCCUUACCUGGCUUACUUUAAAUACGGCUAUCGUAAUACAAGAGUUAGAAUAUUUAGUUCCUAAAACUUAUUAGGUACUUUCCUAUUUCAUCUUUCUAAUACUUACGAUAAAAGGUGUAAUAAAUAAUCUGUCGCUUGUAUAAACAGAUACUUAUGAGGUGAUAAGACGUUAUAAAAAUUGUAUAUAAUCUGUUGUUUCUUUUUA